Molecule: messenger RNA, 2496 nt
Organism: Musa acuminata AAA Group (dessert banana)
Lineage: Eukaryota; Viridiplantae; Streptophyta; Magnoliopsida; Zingiberales; Musaceae
Product: putative wall-associated receptor kinase-like 16
Exons: 3
Coding region: 8-2254 (748 amino acids)
Biological process (GO): protein phosphorylation; cell surface receptor signaling pathway
Cellular component (GO): plasma membrane
Molecular function (GO): protein serine/threonine kinase activity; polysaccharide binding; ATP binding
Source: RefSeq, a predicted model, not a curated record
AAUCAAAAUGGAAGCUGUUUUGGUUCAUCGGCUGUUUCAGCUUCUUUCCACUAUUCUACUGCUGCUGUUGCCGCAUCUGACAGGUGCAGCGGCAUCUGCAGCCUCACUGAGAGGCGGUUGCCCAGAAAAAUGCGGGGAUGUUGAAAUCCCCUACCCAUUCGGUAUCGGCCCCAACUGCUCCAUGGAAGGCUUUGCACUGACUUGCAACAUGACUGAUGCAGGUGUCAGGAAACCUUUCUUCUUCAAUGUCGAGAUCAUCGACAUCUCGUUGCAGCUGGGCCAAGCACGCAUGUUGAACCACAUAUCGCAGCAGUGUUAUCAUGCGAGCAACAGGUCCAGUACGUACAAUGACUGGAUUCUGAAUUUGGAUAACACACCAUAUAGAUUCUCCGAUGUCCACAACAUGUUCACGGUCAUCGGCUGCAACACGCUUGCCUAUAUCCAAAGCUUCCGAACCAACUACCAGAGUGGUUGUGUGUCCAUGUGCCAGAACGAGCUGAGCCUAGUAAAUGGCUCGUGUUCAGGCAUCGGCUGCUGCCAAACCUCCAUCCCAAAGAACCUUACAUACUACAAGGUCUCGUUUGAUGAAAAAUUCAACAACUUGCAGGUUUGGAACUUCAGCCCUUGCAGCUAUGCUGUGCUGCUGGAGGCAGAUUGGUUUAGGUUUCGCACGUCUUACAUCACUACCUAUCAAUUCUGGAACUACAGCAAUAGCAGGGUGCCGAUGGUGGUGGAUUGGGCAAUCGGAAAUGAGACAUGUCAGGCAGCAAAGCUCAACAAAACCUCUUAUGCUUGCAGAAGUGCAAACAGUGAGUGUUUCGACUCCUCCAAUGGUCCUGGAUAUCUUUGUUAUUGUUUAAGUGGCUACCAAGGGAACCCCUAUCUCCUUGAUGGAUGCAAAGACAUCGAUGAAUGUGUUGAUAAAGAUCAAUAUCCGUGCCAAGGCAUCUGCCAGAACACGAAUGGUAGCUACAAUUGUUCCUGCCCACCGGGCACACAUGGCAACCCCUUCGCUGGAACUUGCACAUCAAACCGGAAACUUCCCUUGGCAGCAAAAGCGAUUCUAGGCACCUCCAGCAGUAUAGCCUUUCUAUCAUUAUGUAGUAUGUGCAUCUAUAUGAUUUAUGAAAGAAGAAAAUUUGCCAAAGUUAAAGAAAGAUAUUUUAAGGAGCACGGAGAUUGGAUUUUGAUGGAAGAGAUCAAAGAAAAACAAGGUCAUGCAUUCAAGAUAUUCACGAGCAAAGAAUUAGAGAAGGCGACCAAUAAGUUUGGUGACAACCAAGUCCUUGGGAGGGGAGGACAUGGAACAGUUUACAAAGGAGUUUUGGAGGAUGACCGCAUUGUUGCCAUUAAGAAACCUAAAUUUAUAAAUGAGACCAGCAAAAAUGAAUUUGGAAAGGAAAUGUUCAUUCUAUCACAGAUCAACCACAAGAACAUAGUUAAGCUGUUGGGUUGUUGUCUGGAAGUGGAGGUCCCAAUCCUAGUCUAUGAGUUCGUUCCCAAUGGGACCCUGUUUCAAUUUGUCCAUGAGAAUAAGAAUACAUAUCCCAUUUCCUUGGGUGCCCGCCUACAAAUUGCUUAUGAGUCAGCUGAUGCUCUGGCCUAUUUGCAUUCAUCAGCUUCACCUCCAAUCAUUCAUGGAGAUGUGAAGUCCUCUAACAUACUUUUAGAUGAAAAUUACAUGGCAAAAGUUUCUGAUUUUGGCGCUUCAAAGCUAGUGCCGCAGGAUGAGGAUCAGAUUGCUACCCUGGUGCAAGGGACUUAUGGUUACUUAGAUCCUGAGUACCUCCAAACAUGCCAAUUAACAGAUAAAAGUGACGUUUAUAGUUUUGGUGUAGUUCUACUAGAGCUGCUGACCGGUAAGAAGGCGGUUUCUUUCAAAGGAUCUGAAGAAGAGAGGAGCCUCGCAGCAAGUUUCAUGUUGGCCAUGAAGGAGAACCGCCUUCUUGAUGUCUUGGACAACCAGGUGAAAAAUGAAGGGGAUAUGGAACUGAUACAAGAAAUUAGCGAGCUUGCAAGACAAUGCUUGGACAUUAAGGGAGAAGAAAGGCCAACAAUGAAAGAAGUGGUGGAAGAGCUAGGCAAAUUGAGAAAAGUCAUGCAGCAUCCAUGGGUACCAAACAACACUGAGGAGGUUGAGAGCUUGCUUGGUGAAUCAUCAAAUGAUCACGGAAUAAAUUAUCAUGGGACAGAAACAACUACCUGCUACAAUUCUGAGAAAAGACUGGCAUCAAACAUCGAAUCUGGAAGGUAAAUUUACAGAACCCCUCGUUCUUUUUUUUUUUGUGUGUUCCUUAGAGUGCAUCUUAAAUAAACACUGGUCAUAAGUGUGCCUGUGAUUGUAUGUUUAUGUGAGUGAGUGCGAAAGGGAGGAAUAUUUCUUUCCCUACUGCUACUGAAUAAUGUUGUAUGUAAUAAAUGAUUCUCUAGACUACUAUUAUUGGAAAACUUUGUGAAAUAAAUCUCUACACCAGAAUGAUAAUAUUCUUGUCUUUA